Molecule: messenger RNA, 2072 nt
Organism: Centruroides sculpturatus (bark scorpion)
Lineage: Eukaryota; Metazoa; Arthropoda; Arachnida; Scorpiones; Buthidae
Product: E3 ubiquitin-protein ligase UBR4-like
Exons: 6
Coding region: 48-2057 (669 amino acids)
Source: RefSeq, a predicted model, not a curated record
UUUUAUCAUUGAAUUUAUAGAGAUUAGCUUCAGCACCUGUUCCUUUUAUGGUUCUUUCAAUUGUUGGAAAUCCAUGUAAUGAAGAUUUUUUGGCUGUUUGUGGAUUAAAGGAUUGCCAUAUAUUAACUUUUACUAGUUCAGGAUCAGUGUUGGAUCAUCUUGUUUUGCAUCCACAACUUGAAUCUGGAAAUUAUAUCAUAAAAGCUUUAUGGUUACCUGGUUCUCAAACAGAACUUGCUUUAGUUACUGCUGAAUUUGUGAAAAUAUAUAAUUUAUGCCAUGAUGCAUUAAGUCCUCAAUUUUUUUUCCUACUACCUAGUGGUAAAAUACGAGAUUGUUGUUUUGUAUUUUCUGAAGAUGGUCAACGUCACAUGAUGCUCAUGUCUUCUGCCGGACAUAUAUAUUAUCAGCCAAUGGUGGAAGAAAGUUCAGCCAAACAUGGACCUUUUUAUGUAACUAAUAUCUUGGAAGUAACUCAUUCUGAAUUAACUGAUUCAAAUGGAACAAUUGGUGGUGGAGGUGUGUCCAUUUAUUAUUCCCACACUUUACAAUUAUUAUUUUUUAGUUAUUCUCAAGGAAAAAGUUUUAUUUCUCCAUUCCCUCAAGUCGUAUCAGAAUUAACUAAUGUGUUCUAUGUGCAACUUAAAUCUUCUAAUGGAAGUGGAAGUAGUACAAAACCUACACCUCAACCACUUUGUCAAUGGUCAGAAGUUCCUCAUCAUCCUGGAUUAAUAUUAGCUCAGUUACAAACUUCUAAUAAUCCAGUAAUACUUAUGGUUAAACCCGAUGCAGUAUUAGUUCAGGAAAUUAAAUUUCUCACUGCUAAAUCAAAAAUUACUGAUAUGGUUGCAAUUCGUCAUUCAAUAUCAUGUGGAGAAAUGCGUACUACACUAAUAUUACUCUGUGAAGAUGGUAGUUUGAGAAUAUAUAUGGCUAAUCAGGAUCAAACUGGAUAUUGGUUGAUGCCUGCCUUUCAGCCUACUACCGUGCCUACUCAUUUAAAACCAUCUAAGAAAAAAAAAGCUACAAAAAGUGGUCGCCCCACAGGAGUAAUUUCUUUUCCAAUAGAUUUUUUCGAACAUUGUACUGCAAUGCCCGAUGUUGAAUUUGGAGGUAACGAUGUAUUACAAGUUUAUAAUGUGCAGCAAGCAAAACAUAGAUUAAACACAACAGGUCUUUACAUUGCAAGCACUAAACCUGCAGGCUUUCAAAUUGAAGUUUAUAAUUCUGAUUCAUCAAUGGUUAUGGUUGGUGCACGUAUUUUAAUUGGUAGUCAGGAUAUUCAAAGAUUUCCUUCAUACAUAGAAAUUUUUGGACGCACCAUACAAGCUUCUCUUACCCGUAACCGUUGGUAUGAUUUUCCAUUUACACGAGAGGAAUCAUUAACUGCUGAUAAAAAACUGACAAUAAUCUUUGGAGCUAGUUCUGAUCCUGCAGGUGUAACUAUGGUCGACUCAAUAAAAAUUUAUGGCAGAACUAAGGAAGCAUUUGGAUGGCCUGAAGAUAGUGAUGAUUUCACAACAGCAACUGGUUCAAAUGCUCAAGGAGGUUACUCAAUUGUCGGUAUGGAUGUAGAUGGUAUUCCUGCUGCUCCUUUACCUUUAACACCUCUUGAUAGAUUAGUAGGAAGUAGUAUGGAAUUAUUAGAUGGAUGCUUUUCUGUAAGAGCAUUGACAGAAGAGAAGGAUAAUUUAAAGACUGCAGCUCUUGAAAUGGCUACUCAAAUGUUGACCCUUCCUACGCCUCCUGCAGUACAUCAGCAUGUGAAAGCAUUACUUGCUGUUCUUCAUAAUAAUAGGACUGCAUAUAGUAACCAUAAAGAUCAAGCUCUUUUGAAUUAUGUAUUACAAUGUCUUAAUUGUGAAGGAAAACCUUCUGAAGAAAUGGAUGGUGAAGCCUUUUAUCGCUUGAUCUCAAUAGCUAGAGGUGUUGCUGUUUCUCGUCCAUCAAAUUUAGUCAGAUUUGCAGAAUCACAGGAUCAAACAUUAGUAGAUGAAACUAGUGAAGGAGGUAAAAUAUAUUUUAAAACAUUUAAAAUAAUAUAUCAAAAUUUUUAAUUCAGAUAACUCUCU